Messenger RNA from Neospora caninum, 8619 nucleotides. Its product is annotated as putative phosphatidylinositol 3-kinase. The transcript is spliced from 9 exons. The coding region runs from base 1 to 8619 and encodes 2872 amino acids. Gene Ontology annotation, molecular function: 1-phosphatidylinositol-3-kinase activity. Gene Ontology annotation, biological process: phosphatidylinositol-mediated signaling; autophagy of peroxisome; endocytosis. Gene Ontology annotation, cellular component: phagophore assembly site; phosphatidylinositol 3-kinase complex, class III, type II; endosome. The record is from RefSeq and is a predicted model, not a curated record. Lineage: Eukaryota; Apicomplexa; Conoidasida; Eucoccidiorida; Sarcocystidae.
AUGCGCCCGCAAUCUGUUCCCGCCGCUCAGCCGGGAUCCGGCUCGGCUGACUCCUCAGACACCUCCCCGUCUUCGCGUCAGCCCUCUCUGUCUUCCUCGACUUCGGCCGCGUGCGCUUCCUCUGUCUCUUCGUCCUCUCUCCCGCCCCAGCCUCGGAACCCUGGAGCGACAGAUGGAAAGGCGGGGCCCUCACGACACAGUUGUAGCAGCGGCUGUCGCGCGCCGUUCCUCUACAGCUGCGACUUGGACGCUCUUCUCUCUUUCACCAUCGGCGGUCUCCUGGCCGUGCCCAGAGACGCGCCCGCUAGGAGAAAGAAAGAGGAACUCUGCCACGCAGAAGGCGUCCACGCGGGGCUGAAAAAGCCUGAGGGAAGGUUAGUAGACCACGAAAGAGAAGACGAGAAGGCAGACCGAUUUGGGAAAAAGGAGACGCCGCCGCUAAGCGACGCACGCGCUCGCGGCGCAGUCCAGAGAGGCGAGCAAAGAGACACCGAGGGGCUGUCGCCGGAUGAACACAAGGCAGGCGAGUUCCUGACCCACGGCCACACGUCGUCUUUGGGCGUCGACGAGGAGAGGCUAGGGGAGGCCGCGCAGCGCGCUGCAGAAUUCGCCUCUUUGUACGAAGAAGAAAACGCAUCAAGUCGAUUUGUGAUUUGCGUCUCGCUCUUCAUGCAUGGCCGCCGAGUCUUCCACCCUGUCACUUGCCGGCCUUCGCCUUGGCCUCCCUCCUUCCCUUACUCGCGCAGAGCUGCGACUAGUCAGUCUCCUUCUCUCGCCUCGUCUUCCGGUUCGCCGUCGCAGCCCUCCAUAAAAAGAUACCUGCGGCCUUGUCUCCACGCGCUAAUUGGAGACUCCCGUCAUCACUCUUCCCGCCCGUCAACCUCUCUUCAUCGCUCCUCUUCGCCGUCUUCCUCUCCUUCUUCUUCCUCUCCUUCUUCCUUUCCUCCUUCCUCUCCUUCGUCCUCUCCUUCUUCUUUCGCUCCUUCCGCUUCGGCUGCUGCGGGGUUCUCUUUGUCUCUGGAUGCUUCGCCUUCGUUUCUGCCUUUCCACGUCUCGCUGCGUCUGCCGGUCCGCGCGAGUGCGCUGCCUCGAGACGCGUUUCUUCUCUUUGCAGUUCGCCGAGCAGAAGAUGUUCCGCGGGCGGCCACGCUCGAAGGCGAACUCACAAGUCCUCUCUACGCUGUGGGGAUUUUGCCCCUCUUUGACGGCGGCGGCCACAUGCGGCAGGGCCGGGAACUCAUCAAGCUCGUCCGCGUUCUCUCCCCGUCUUUUUCCUUCUUCUCGCGUCUGCGACAGGCGCUCACCGCCUGCGAGGCUGCAUUCUGUCAGUCCCAAAAUGCCACCACCGAUCCGCUCGCUUCCUCAGAGUCUGUCCCCUUCUCGUGUUCAGUUUCCGAGAACGGUUUGCCGCCUGCCUGCGCGGGCGACGAAGCGUCCCAGCAGCUGCUUCGGCUCUUCGAGGCCGCAGUCCUCUCGCCUGCCUUCCUCCCUUCUUCGCUCGCUUCUAGCCAAAGCGAAGAAAUGUGUCAGGGGAAACCGAACGAAUCUUGGUUCUCGCGAGGCGCCUCGGAAGGCUCAGGCGCCGAGGAGACAGUCGGACGCUGUGCAAGCGAGGAGCGACGCGCAGCGCAGAACCUCGACCUCCAGCGGGCUCCUCUCCACGCACGGAAAGACGCGAGUCCGCAGUGGGAGACAGAACGCGAAACGCUCGCCGUCGAGGCUCUCGCGUGCUGCAGUGGAGACAUCUCGGCGCACGCCCGACUCCCCAAGAUGUCCGCGGAGACGGUGCUGUCUCUUCUUCUCUCGCCGCUCGCGCCCUGGCUCGCCGACCUUCUUCUCCAGUCCCCAGAGGAAGCUGAAAAAAGGGCGAGGCGGCGGCUGCAAGGAGUUUCGAAGCGUGCGAGGAAGAUGGGAGACGCUGAGACUGGCCGCGAGAGAGGUGGAGAAGAGAGCGAAACGCCGCCAGGAUUCCCUGUCUCUUUUUCCGGUGGUCCGAGUCCUGAGAUCCCUCCUUUCGUUCCGCAGGAGGAGCAACCGUCGUCCUCGGAAUCGGAGGAAGACGCGAGCCCCCAUGGCCCGGUGAAGAAGUCGCCAGACAGAUCUCUCUCUCUCUCCGCGCGUCCGGUGUGUUUUGAAGACAAGCCUCCCUCGAGCUCUGGAGCAGGCUUCCAGACGGUCGGACGCUCUCUCUUCUUCCCUGGGGCGGAACAACGCGCGGUCUCUUCUUCAGCCGAUCGCGAACUCGCCCCUGGCGAAGCGACAGGACACGGCCGGCACCCGGCGCUCUCUCGCCCGCAGCCUGGCGGCUCUGCCGCGUGCUUCGCGUCUCCAAGCGCAGGCCGGAAACCCGAGGCGAGAGGCCAAAAAGGCGGCGAGAGGCAUCAUCUUCUUGCCCACGCCGACGCGCAGUCGCAGCCUCUUCUUGGUCCUCAGGACGUGUCGAGCCGAGCCGUUUGCGACGCCGAACUCCUGAGCCUGCGGCGAGUCGUGCGGCGGCGCCGGCGCGUCCUCGGCGAGAUGUAUCUCCGCCACGUGGUGCAAGAGCGCGACCUUUUCCGACGCGCAAAGCUGCUCGACAUGCUGGAGCGCGGGGCGUUCGCGAGUGGAGGCCCGACUGUCGACGGGCGCGCGCAACAGAAUCUGCAGCGAGAGCUCCACGAGACGCUCUCCCUCCUUCAGAGCCAGGCAGACGCCCUUGAAGCCCAGCGCGCCGCCUCGUGGUUCUUCCCUGGCUUCGACGCUGGGCAUCUCUUCCCACCUCACCAACAAGGAAUCCCGUCGGGGUUUCUUGACGCCUGUUCUUUCUCUUUCGCGGAUCUCGUCGCCGGGCCCGAGGCUUCAGACCUGCCGAGUCGCUCCCCAGCGAAGGCGAGGCAGGCUCUGGGGGCCACGAGUGCGCCAACUUCCUUCGGAGAACGACCUUUUUUGAGGGCCGAAGUUGCGCUUCUCCAGCUUCGUGCGCAUGCAGAGACAACUGCGAUGGCUGCUGUCGGAGCGGCAGGGUAUCUCUACGUCGAACUGCCUUUCUACAGCUUGCCUACGCUCCACGGCGAGCCUCGAAUUGUGUCUGCGGUGCCUUUUCUCCCGCUGUCUCCGGCGGCGGUUCUCCAGAAGCAGCUCCAGGCGCAGGUUUCUCAGCAAAUGCAGAAACAGUCGGCGUCGACUUUCGCCGCGCUUUCGGCGGAAGGCGCACAAGGCCUGUCGACGGCCCCGGCCGCUGCGGCCGCCACGUCUGCGGGCGCGGCGCGCGAGGAAACAGGCGACCGCCGCGGCUCGGUCUCCUGGCGAGACGGCCGAGCCGGGAACGGAGACGCGCAUCCCGAACGCAUCGAGCAUCCUCUCGCCCCAGCUGUCCUCGCCAGAGCCCUCCAACAACAGUUCCAGAAGGAAGCGAACUCCAUGGGAAGUGGAAGCGCUCCUGUUUCUUCGCCUGUGGCAGGAGACGCGGGGAACAGGCGAGAUGACGAACGAGCCGGAGUGGGAACUGAGUCUGAGAGAGAACCCGAAAGAGCAAAAGAGAAGAACGAGAAAGAGGGGAAGAACGAGAAAGAGGAGAAGAAUGAGAAAGAGGAGAAGGAGGAGGAAGAGGAGAAGGAGGAGAAAGAGGAGAAGGGGAUGAAGCGUGGAGAUGGCCAAGAGAGGACCUCGCCGGUGGCGCCUCGUAACUACAGCGACGCGCAGGAGGACAGAUUCCAAAGCGGCGCCGGAAAUCUUUCAAAGCCGAGCUGUCCCCUCGCAAAAGAUCGCGCGCGUCUCGACUGCAUUCGCGCAUCUGCUUCGGCCGCGAAUUGGCUGUCGACGAGUUGGGGCGUCUCUUCCACUCCCCCCGCCGCCCUUGUUCGCUUUCCGCUUGUCGCGACUCUCGCUCGUCCCCCGCGACGAGCUGACUCGAACUCUUCUCUGUCGUCUCGUCUCUCGCUUCCUCUGCAAGAGAGCGGCCGAGCACUCGACGGCAAAGGGCCGUUGCACGACGCUCCUCCAAACCCGGCAGGCGCCGCCCCACAGUCGCCACGAGCGAAGUCCGAAGAAGCGAAAACGGAGACGCAGGCCGGGAAGCCACCUAUGCAGCUCUUAAACCUCUCCGUGGGCGACGCCAUCGCGGCGCUCCACGCGUUCAAGCGCGACGCCUUGGCGGAGUCAGGCGAAGGGUCGGACGAGCGUGAGAGUCUUGUCGCGAAACACGAAGAUUAUCCACCACCCUUGCAGAGUGGAGUAACGCGCCCGGGGGUUCUUCUCGACUUCGCCUGGAACCUGCCGCAUCCCUCAGGGAUGCUCUGGCAUCCGACAGCCCUCGACGCUCUCGGCGAUGGGUCAACUGUCCCGGCGACCUUGCGCCCACACGGCGCGGCGGUCGCGCUGCUGAACGGCCUUCUCCAGUCGCCGCCGCAUCCUCUCCUUUUCCACGAAAAAUUGCUCCUCUGGAACUACCGGCACUACGCGAUUCGUCAGCCGGGCGGCCUCGCGAAGCUUUUGCAGGUCGUGGACUUUCCGUCGUCUUCCGCGCUUCUGCGCGUUCCCUGGACAGGCGUCUCUGCGGCCUUUCUCUCCGUGCACGCGCCCUCAACCGCACUCGCAGUCACGGAGGAGGUUGUCGCCCUAGCCGAGCGCUGGCCUCUAGACGGCGUCGCCUUCUUCGAGCGCGGCGGGGCGCGCGGCAAAGCGUCUGCCUCAGCCGCGGAUCCUUGCCGGCGCCCGGCCGACGACUCGCGCAGAGAAGGAGAAGACAGGGACAGCAGAGAAAACGGGAAAGACUCGACACACAGAGAAGAGAGAGAAAAGAGAGGAAACAGAGGCAGGCGAGAAGACAGGGAUUGGGGAUGUGGGUCAGAUGCAGUAGAAAAUGACCAUUUGCGGGAGUUGCAAAUCGUCGCGGAAGUCUUUGAAGUCAUCGUCGCCAGCUGGGGCAAAGGAGCCUGGUGCGGCGUGACGCGCGCAGCCCACGCCGUCCGCGUCGCGGCGAUUCGCGCCCUCGAAAAAAUCCCCGACGAAAUCCUCGACCUCUUCCUCAUGCAACUUGUCCAGGCAAUGAGGUUCGAGCAGCUGCCUCUGGACGCGCUUCUUCUCCCGCCCGCAGCGUGCGCCGCCGUGGCCAAAUCCGCCUCGUUCUCCGCGUCUCCUUCGGGCUCUCCAGUUGCAGGUUUCCCCCCAGCCUCGCCGCCAGGCGCUGGAACUGCCUCUCUGCGGCGCGCGGAGACGAGCGUUUCGCAGAGACCGCCGGGACAUUUCGACUCCGUCCCGGUGUCUCUCCUGAGGGCGCGCGUCUCAGGCUCGGCCAGCACGCCGCUGACGAAUUUCCUGAUCCGCAGAUGCAUGCGCAACGCCGCCCUCGCCGUCAAACUCUUCUGGCUCUUCCAGUGCGAAAAGGAAGACACCGACAACGGUCAUAUCUUUGUUCGCGCCGAGCAACGCUUCUUCGACGCCCUCCAAAAAAACGCUGCCAAACGUACCCGGAAAGACAAACAAAACGCUUCUUCCUCUUCUUCGUCCUCUUCCUCUUCUUCGUCCUCUUCCUCUUCUUCUUCCUCUUCUUUACCCGUGUCGGGAGCGCGCAAGUCGGCGAAUGGAGGCGGCGAAGUGAGAGAAGAGGCCCUGCCGCGAGAGCCUGCGAGGCAAGCGAAUAGAGACAGGCGUGCAGGCAACGCGGGACAGGAAGGAGAGAGAGAGACAGAGAAAGGAAGUCUGCGCGGAGGCAGGGAGGCCGCGGGAAAGACAGAUCCGGAACCAGGAGAUAGUGCGGCAGAGUCCACGAAAAGAAAAGAGAAAGUCGAGGCGACAGCGCCGAGAGGAUCCAGUCGCUCAGCACUGCUGGCCGCAGAAAUCCUAGAAAUCCUGGAAAUGCAAGUACAGCUGAGGACCCAGCUGAUGGCGUUGAAUGGGGUGAUUCGCGACAAGCGGGAAAGGGCCGAGAGAAAAACCGAGCAUUUGCGGGAACUUCUGGAGGUCACGCCUUUAUGCCCAGGUUUGAUCUGCUUCUCUGCGUCGACGACGCCGACCUCUCGUCAGCCUUCGUCUUCCUCUUUGGGCACCGCUCUUCUUCCUAACUCGCCAGCCCAGCCUCUCGCGUCCUCUGUCGCUUCCGCUUCUGUUCCUUCCGCCUCCUCGACGGUUUUCCCUUCUUUCCCUUCUUUGUCUCCGGAGCAGCUGGAGGAAGAAGAGCUCCAGGCCGAGGCUCUUUCCAAGACUCGCAAGGGCGACGGCGAUGGCCCGAAACAGCGAGAAGGCGACGCACCCACGCCGGCGUCUGCGAAGCUGUCUUCUCUCUCGCUUUCUUCGCGCUCAGUCGGAGCAGGCGACGGAUCUUCGCAUUCACAAACCGACCAGCUCAGAGACUGCCCGAACGCCGGAAAACGCUCGUCCUCUUCUUCCUCUUCGUCCUCUUUGGUUUCUCUGAAAGGCGCGAGAGAGACUGCCCUGAGGGCGGCGGGGGGACGUGCGCUGUGGCCUGGGGUGCCGUUGCCCGUAGACGUGCAUUUGAGGCUCAUCGGCGUGGAGGUUGGCGAGUGCUGGGUGGUGAAGAGCAGUCUGUACCCCCUCGUUUUGUCUUGCUGGGUUUUGGCGCUGCGAGGCGCGCGAAGUGAGAGGCGGCGACGAGCGCAGCAACGCCUGAGAGAAGAAGAGACGCAUGACGCGCGGCGCGCGACGACGCAGGAAACGCGACAGCCAGGACUUGGCGAAGACAAGGACAAACCGGGGCGGAGCGAAGGAAGAGGAGAAGAAAGAGACGAAGCAAGAGGAGAAGAAAGAGGAGAAGGAAAGGAAGGGGGACCAGAAAAAACACGAGAAGAACGAGAAGGAAAAGAAAGAGAAGAAAGAGGACAGGUUGCAGAGGCAGGUGCGAAGGAGGGGGUGAGACCAGAAGGACGCGGAGGUGCGAGGGGGGAGAAAGAAGGGGAGAAGGACGAAGAGGCCUUCCCUGCAGCGCCGUCAAAGUUUGGAGUCCGAGGCGAGAGAGACGCAGAGACGCGAGGAGACGAGCAGGCGACGCGGAUGCAUGCGCUGCUCUCACAUGGAGAGAGACGGGGAAGCUCGGAGAAGAAAGAAGACGAGGCGGCGGAGGACGGACCACGAGUCAACCGCGCCGCACGUGAAGAGCCGCAGGCAGGUGUCUCUUCCUCCCCGCCGCAAGGCGAGGGGCGAGAAGAAGCGCGAGCCGGAGCCGAGGAAGAGAAGCGAGGGGAGGGAGCGGAUCAGGAGAAGAUGAAGGGAGAACUCGCUGGCGGCCGAGCGUCAAGAGCAAAGCUCGCGCGCUUUGGCACUCGCGCCGCAUGCACAGGCGAAGUGCAGAAGAAACUUUUUUUGUACAAAGUUGGAGACGAUUUGCGGCAAGACAUGCUGGUCCUUGGCCUGAUUCGCAUCGUCGACGGCCUUCUCAAGCAGUACGGACUGGACCUGAAAUUCACGCCCUAUCGAGUCGUUGCGCUGUCGACGGAGGACGGGUUCAUCGAAUUUCUUCACGGCGCCGAGUCUCUGAGCUCGAUAAAAAAAAAAUACAAAACUCUCAUCAACUACUUCACUCACGUCCACCCCGACCCCGACAGCCCCUUCGGUUUUUCCGAAAAGGUGUGGACCAACUUCAUUCGGAGUUGCGCAGGGUCAAGUCUGGUCACCUUUUUGCUUGGGAUUGGAGACAGGCAUCUCGACAACAUUCUCAUUGGGCUAGACGGGCGGCUCUGUCACAUCGACUUCGGAUUCAUUCUCGGAGAAGAUCCCAAGCCGUUUCCGCCCCCAAUGAAGAUAUGCAGCGAAAUGCUGGAAGUUAUGGGGGGCAUUGGCGGGGAAGGCUACACCCUCUUUGUCGCGCAGUGCUGCCAAGCGUACAAAAUUCUUCGGCUGCAUGCGAAGCUGGUCUGCGUGCUCCUCGACCUCAUGGUCGACUCGGGAAUCAAAGAUAUCAAGAAAAACCUCGUUUUUUCAACCGCCUCGGCGCCGUCCGAUCUCGCCUCUGCUCAGAACACCCCCCUCCCCACAAGUGGGUCUUUCACGUCGAGUCCCCAGCAAGGCCCAACUGUCUCCACUGUCUCCUCAACUGUCUCCGGUGUCUCCGCGUCUCCUCCAGGUUCCGGCACGACGGCGGGCGCCGGCGCCCCAGGGGGUCUCCCCAAAGGGGCCGUUGGGGGCGAGGCUGUGGGGCCUGGAGGCGGUGUGGGGUCUUCGGUCGCCUUGGGGAUCGGCGGGCCAGGCGGUCCCAGCCUGUUUCGCGGAGACAGGUCGCCCCAACUCCCCGCCGCGCCGUCUCCGCCUGCAUCGUACUUUCCGGGCCCGAGCCUGCUGGGCAACUUCGGGACUCCUGGAGGGACUGUUUCCUUCGAUCCCGAGCUGUCCCCUUCGUCGACGGUCGCGGGGCCUCCGCGCGACGCUGCGCCGGAACCGCGUGGCCCAGGCCCUGUCUCUUCAGGUGUGUCCUCAGAGGGCCCUGGCGUGCCUGCGAUCGAAAGCGGAGGGCGAGGUCGGCGGAAAGUCGUGUGCGUGGCCGUCGAAAAAGUGAAGGAAAAGCUUCGACUGGAUUUGGGAGACGAAGAGGCGGAACGUUAUCUCGUUGGUGUAAUCAACAACAGCGCACGAGCGCUCUUCCCGGCGGUCGUGGAUAAGCUCCACGAAUGGGCGUUGUACUGGAGAUGA